Messenger RNA from Plasmodium malariae, 963 nucleotides. Its product is annotated as PIR protein. The transcript is spliced from 3 exons. NCBI's taxonomy places the organism in Eukaryota, Apicomplexa, Aconoidasida, Haemosporida, Plasmodiidae. Bases 1 to 963 code for a protein of 320 amino acids. The record is from RefSeq and is a predicted model, not a curated record.
AUGUCCGAUGUUCUGGAAAAAAGUUUUAUAGAAGCAUUACCAUCUAAAUUAUAUUAUAGAAAACAUUUUGAAUCAAACGUCGAAUACUGCUACGGGUUUAAUGAAAAGGACAAAUUUAUACAAAAAAGAAAUGAGUUUAAUAAUUAUGAUAACAUUAAACAUAUAGAAGACAAGCUUAUGAGGGCUUUGUGUUACGUAGCUUUUACUAAUGAAGGAGAUGGAUGUAAAGAAAAAUGUCGAAAUUUGUACUAUUGGUUAGGCAAUGAAUUGUUAUUAAGUAAUUUAGAGGAAAGUUCAUUUUCUAAAGUUAUUGGAAUACUUAAUGAUAUUUCAAAUGUUCUUUUUGAUCCUGGUAAAUGCAAAUGUACUUUUUUUAAAGAUAUUAAUAAGGAGAAGUUUGAAAAAAUGAAAAUUGUGUAUGAUUAUUGUAAUGAUCAUGGCAGCAUUGAAAGUACACUGAAACAAUACAAUAAUGUGUGUGACAAUAAUUUAAAUGAAUAUCUUGUUAAAGCUAAUAGUGCUUAUAAUGAAAUAUAUAAUUGUACAAAAAGAAACCUUGAACUGUAUUGUAUGCAACUUAAAACACAUGUUUCUAGUUGUUUUGAAAAAACGCUAUCUCCUUUGACAUGUAAAAUAGAGGAUGUGUCCCCAGAAAACCGAGUUUCAAGCCGUUAUGGUACUACUCAUAUUGAUCAAGAAUAUGUAAUUAAAGGAUCUGCCUUUAGUUCAUCUCAAAUUUUCCUUUUCUUUGUUCUACCUUUUAUUGGCAUUUUCUUCGUUGGCUUUCUUUUAUAUAAAUUUACACCAAUUGUAUCAUGGAUACAUACUAACGUAUUAAAGAAAAAAUCAAUUAGACGUAAUUUGGAUGAAAUGGAUAUACUAGAAUUAACAGGAUACACGAAUGAACAAAGAAAAUCAAAUUUAGGUAGAAAACAACUAAAUGUAGCAUAUCAUGCCGCAUGA